AUAACUUUGGUCCUUAUAUAUUCUAUUAUUAAAAGAACCUCCAAGAGGCCUCUUGGUCUAGGGGUAUGAUUCCUGCUUUGGGUGCAGGAGGUCCCGGGUUCAAAUCCCGGAGGGGCCCAAUUUUUUUUUCCUCUUUGAAAUUGAACUACGAAACUAAACGUCUUAAAUAUUUCAUAAAACAGACGUCUAUAAAACUUUUGACGUAUUUCAGAGUUAGAAACAAUCAACAACAAGUAUUACAAACAAAUUACGCUGAGUAGUAUAAACAGUUGUGAUUUCAUUAAUUACGAAACUAGCUAUAACGUAAUAAAGCAUGUUUACUCGAUUCGUUACAAUUUUUUCCCACAGUUACGUAAUAUUCCAUUAAAUUUUAUAAUCAAAAAUAAGGUUUGCACAAUUGACACGUAAAUAACUAAUUAUUUUUAAACGAACAUGUCCUGGUACAUAUAGCAAUGUCGAUAUUCGAAUUUGUAAUUCUUCAAGCAUUAAUUUACCUGAUGCUAUUUUAAUAUCGGACGCUUAUUAAUAACUUAAGAGUAUUCAUUACGUUCACCAAAUGAAAAGUGUUAAAAACGUCGUAAACGUCCUUGUAUGACCGUAAACACUAACAAAAUGGACAUGUUUUCUCCAUAAAUGUGUUUGGAAUUUUAAAAAAUGAAAAAAUUGUUAUCAACAAAUAAAUACGAAUAAAGAAAUCGGUCGUGUCAGAUAUUCCGUUUCAAAUUACGCGCGGCGUAUUUUCCUACUCUCGAGAAAGUUAAGAUGGCGUCCAGGCGAGUGCGCAUGCACAAGUUCCUCAAUGGUCGGGCAAAAACACAGCUGGUCUAUGAUCUCCGAAGCAAGCUGACGGUCGAACGCUAUCAAUGUGAUUUUCGUGAAAUACUUACCGAUCUACCGGUCAGAUCGUGAGGUCAAGGCGGACGCGUGCGAAAAUUCGUUUAGUGCUCGUUUCGAAGUGUUAGUGAGUGUGUUUAGAUGUAUGCAAAACUCGUUAAUCGCGGUGUCACCACGAGGAUUUUUCACUGCCCCGGAUACAAAGGAGUUUCGUGAGGUGCUUUGAGCGUCCUUUCGGCAACGGAAGCACGAGGCGAAAAAUGUCGGCGUCGGCGCCGUAAUUGGGCGAUCUUGGUAGAAAGGAAGCCGAGGGACGAACGGAAGAGGCGGGUAAGGACGAAAUGGCGUCUACGAGCGGGCACAAGAGGAACGGCUCGAGUUCGAGCAUGUUCACCCACAAACGCACCGAGUCCGGCGGUGGUUUUAUCGGCCACAAACGUUCCGAGAGCGGUCACAAGCGGGCCGAGAGCAUAUCCAGUGCCUUUGGCCACAAACGAUCCGAGAGUGGUCACAAGAGGAACGAGAGCGGCGGUGGUUUCGGGCACAAAAGGUCCGAGUCUGGCAGCAAUUACCAUGCCGGACAUCGAAGAAACGAGAGCAUGUACGCGAUGACAGGGCUUUACGCGGAAAGCACUGGGACAACCACCGACGAAACUACAGACCCAUUGCAGGCUACCGGUACCAGCAGACUGACCCAUGACACUGUCAUUAGGUGUCACAGUAGAAAUCCCAGUUCUGGCCUCGUGGACCAUAGAGAUUUUAUCAUCAAAUGUCACAGCAGGAAUCCCAGUGCUUCCAUGGUGGACAGAACGGAGAAAGAGAGGCCACAAACUCCACCAUUUAAUCCGGAUUCGAAGGACUGUGGAAUUCUGAGCUGCAGGCCGGCCUUUAUACAGAGAUUCGCCGGAAUAAAGGUGUUUGUGUUCCUCCUCUCGUUUCUCGUUACGCUGCAACAAGCACUUAGUUCAGGUUACAUUAAUUCUGUGAUUACGACAAUUGAGAAGAGGUUCGAAAUCCCGUCCAGCCUUUCAGGCGUCAUUGCAAGCUCCUACGAAAUCGGAAAUGUCAUCACCGUCAUUUUCGUCAGCUAUCUAGGUAGCCGCAGGCAUAUACCUGUUUGGAUAGCUAUUGGCGCUGUUAUAAUGGGACUGGGAUCGAUGAUCUUUAUGGUGCCACAUUUCACUGCUGAACCCAAUUUGAUGACGGCCGCAAAUAACUCCAGUUCUGAUAAUAUUUGUCGCGGAGUCUCGUUGCGUGAACAGGACAUGGGAUUGGGUCGUUUAUCGUCUGGAUUAUCAUCUCCUCCUCUGGGUCCGCAUAACAAUUUAAGAGGUGAUAAUUGCAUUCAAGGAUCUCCAUCUACAGCUGGCCCUGUUAUGUUAUUUGUACUUGCUCAGUUAUUAUUAGGCUGUGGUGGUUCUCCUUUGUUUACCCUUGGUACCACUUACAUAGACGAUCAUGUUCGACCAGAAAGUGCUUCUUUGUAUAUUGGUUGUAUGUACAGUAUGGCAGCUUUUGGGCCAGUUUUAGGUUUCCUUCUUGGAGCUUAUUUGUUAUCGUUUCACAUGGAUUCUUUUUCUGGAACUAUCAUCAGCAUAGAUCCAGGUGAUCAUAGAUGGGUUGGCAUGUGGUGGGGAGGAUUCCUUCUUUGCGGUUUACUCCUGAUUUUGGUGGCAAUCCCCUUCUUCAGUUUUCCAAAAACCCUGCAACGAGAAAAGGAAAAAAUACGAAUCAUCGAAAAAACAAAAUCGGCGUCGCAAAAAGAGAAGGAACCAUGCAAAGAACCGAAAAAGGAGAAACUCGAUGAUAGUGGUUACGGCAAAGAUGUAAAAGAUAUUCCUAGAAGUAUGUGGAGGCUCGUGUGCAAUCCAGUAUACGUGGUAACGUGUUUGGGAGCAUGCAUGGAGCUGGUGAUUGUCUCUGGCUUCGUAGUUUUUCUCCCAAAGUACCUGGAGACACAGUUCAGCCUGGGAAAGAGUCAAGCCAGUGUGUUCACCGGCUCGAUAGCGAUACCGGGUGCCUGCAUCGGAAUCUUCUUCGGCGGAUGUUUGCUCAAACGUUUAGAAUUAAGACCAAAGGGAGCGGUUCAGUUCGUUCUCGUAUCGAACAUCAUUUGCUUGGUGUGCUAUGGCCUCCUCUUUUUCCUUGGUUGUGACAACGUGAAGAUGGCUGGGACCACUAUUCCGUACUUUAACAGCAGCACGAAGGGCCCGGAGCCCUUUCAAGUAAAUCUCACUGCCGCAUGCAACUUUGGUUGCGAAUGUCGAAUGACAGACGUCGAACCGGUCUGUGGAAAUAACGGUCUCACGUAUUUCAGCCCUUGUCAUGCAGGCUGCACUGCCUUUAGCUCGAAAUCGAAUUUCACUAAUUGUGCAUGUAUACAUGGAAAUUUAACAUUAUUGCCUCCUGCAGCCCCAGAAUUCGCAGAAGUUACGGUAGUGCCGGUAGCUACUGCUGGUCCUUGCACUUCACCAUGCAGAACUAUAUUUCCUUUCUUAAUCUUACUUUUCUUUAUGACGUUUAUCGUUGCUAUCACUCAGAUGCCUCUAUUAAUGAUAGUGUUGCGGUCAGUCUCGGAAGAAGAGAGAUCGUUCGCUUUGGGCAUGCAAUUCGUAAUCUUCCGACUAUUCGGUUACAUACCCGCUCCUAUUUUAUUCGGUAACUUAAUUGACUCUACGUGCUUAUUGUGGAAAAGCACCUGUGGAGAAAAAGGCGGUCGGUGUCUUCUUUACGACAUCGAGCAAUUUAGAUAUAGAUAUGUUGGACUUUGUGCUGGCAUUAAGAUUUUAGCUUUGGCUUUGUUCCUUAUUGAUUGGUGGUUGGUUAGGAGGAGAAGACAAAUGGAAGACCAAGCGCCGUCUUUCACUGUUAACGAGUUUGUAGGGUCAAUUAUCAGUCUUGACAAAUUGUUUGAAGAAAAACCACACCAUCACAAUACAGGAGACGGUGACGGUGUUACUCCUAAUUCGGAAUUACACACACCGUCAUCGAUCUCGUCACCAACGGAGCCUACGAAAUCGACGAACCUGGAAGAGACUAGCUCGUCGAAUCAAACGCAGGAUUCGACGGAGACAGCGAAUCGAUCGAAGAACGCGACGAUUGUUGAUGUUCCCGACACGAGGCAAGCACCUCUUGCCAUAGAAGAGCCAGAUACGGAGGUGAAACCACUGACUGCUGGACAAACGGAAAAACUUGUACGGAACGUUUAAUGUUUAUCUCGCGUUAGUGGCUAUGCAAUUGAAUAUAUCAAAGUGGUGAUAACACGAGUCUGUGGCUAAUUGUUUUCAGGUGAACUAUCUAUACGUGUUAAAUAGAUAAUGAUCAUGAGUUAUAGAGGUGAUGGACAUUUUCCAAACUUCUUACAGUUAAAGGUCCAACUAUGGUCUAAUUCUGUGUACGCUACUUGUUCACAGGAUAAAAGAUUCUUUAUAACGACAUGCUAACAAUAAGUCAUCUUCUGUACAAGAAUGAAGUGUGAAUUUGAUAGAGUUUUAACGAUUCUCAGUUACAAGGUGGUCUUAUUUUAAUUAUGACACGGUUAAGUUUGAACUGUAUCUCUGAAUACCGUUCACCGAAUUUAGAAUCGCUAAAGGCGAGCUAAAUACUACAUAUCAAUUUUCUUCGUCGGUUCAAUCACACAAGCAGUAAGUAGAUAAAUGUAGAAGCUACCACGAAAACUCAUAAAUAGGAUGCGAAUGUUUAUACAUUUAUGAUAUCUCAAUCUCUCUUCACAAAAUAUCGGAAUCCACAGUCAGUUUGUAUCGUAAAUAAAUAUACAUUCACAGUCGAAUCAUAAGGCAGGAGGAAGGUUAAAGAAAUACCUUUGCCUAUUUAUUUUAGAAUUCUUCGUGUUUACAUCCAAUAUUUUCAUACUAUCUUCUCUAAGUAAGUGACAGUAGUGUUUCUUGUGGAUGGGGUUUUUUUAUUGCAUGACCCCUUACAGCUCUAUACUAUAAAGUAGAAUAAAGUAGUAUAAUAAAGUCUAUACUAUAAAGCCUAUAAAGUCUAUAGUAUCGUAGGAAACUGAAAUAGAGCCACUUUGUAACUUUGUAUCAUUAAAAUUCCGCAUAAUUAUAAUAGUUUCCUUUACAGAAUCUCAGUUCCUUCAGAAUCUAUUAUCCUUUGAAGAAUAGAAUAAGUGAAGUUAGUCUAUACUUGGAGCUUCAACUUUCAGGGUCUUCGUUACUUUUAUAGCUGAGUUCUCUCAUAAAUUAUAGACAAUGUGCAAUAUCGCCCCUAUAAGUCAUAACCAUUAUUUUCUUAACACCUUGUACAACGUACGUUUAUUAUUAACCCUUUGCAAUUUGACUUUUUUAAAUAGCAGAAUUCACUUAUUCUGUAAACUUCGUUAAUUUAUUCUAAUAUAAUUAUUGCAGUGAAUACAAAUUAUAAGAUAAUACAAGUUUGCAUUUUUACUAAAUCUUUCACGAAUUUACAUAUAUUUUAGACUGUGGUAUUAAAUUUGCACUUAAAAGUCACAGUUGAGUCACGAAGAGUUAAACAUUUUGACACUAAAAUCAGUCCCGCUGCUUAAAGAUUGUGGGAUUCGAGGCUAAAAUAAAAUAAGUAUUAUUGAAAAUAUUUACAGUAUUACCACGCGUUAUAUUGCCACGUGUUAUGUCGCCACGCGUUUGAAAAUUUCUAAAGUUCACUGCCUAAAAUAAUUGCUUUUUCGAUUAUCUUGGAAGGAUAUUUAAAUCAAGAUACUGCACUAAUAUUACGUAUGCCUAAGAACUGUGUUUAAAAUGCAAAGGGUUGAUUUGUACUAUUUUAAACAGUAAAGAGAAUGAAAUAUUAUAACUUUGAAUAAAAUGAUGGUUGAGUGAUUCGUAUACACACGUAUGGUGCUAAUAAUACUUUUUUAACGAGUUCGAAGAAUAAAGAAUUAUCUCAUAUCGUUCCGUAUACUAUCAGAUACAGAUUUAAAUUACGUUGAAGAUAUUAAGUGAAUCGUCUAUUCUUGCAUACACUUGGCGUGACCGAAAAUAUUUUUACAGCGGUUCUAUUUGCGUGAAAGACAACACUGUUUUAACGUAUGUACAAAAUGAUUCGCCACAGACUUGUCUUCUAUGGUUUGGCUAUUUUUUAGGAACUAAUAUCACUAGGGUGUACAUUUUUACGGUGAUGCGAUAUAUAUGUCAAUAAGUAGGAACUUAAAUAGGUGAAUUAAUAGCUCGUUUCUGUCAGGCAACUUGAAAUCGACUUAACAAAAAAGGGAAUACUAAAGUUCGCUCUGUGAAACGACUUUCAAUGAAACGAGCAUUUGCACGGUUUAAUACGAACGAAACAUAGAGAAAGAGAACCUAGGAAAGGAAUGGCCAACAAGGACAAACUGAAGAAAAAAGAUACACUGUAAAUAUAAAAAUUCCUGCCUUAAGAAAUACAAGACUAGACAAACGUAUAUUUAAAAAAUAUAUAUAUAACUGAUUAAGCGGAUAGAUUUAACGAUCUAUGAUAAAUAUGAAUAUCAUUAAUUGCAGAUCGAGAGCUGCGAUUUAUUUUAUAACUAGCGUUAGGCUUUCUCAUGAAAAAGAAGUAGUCAAUUUAACGUGUAGCGAUGUAAUACAGAAAAAAGAAACAAAAGAAAAAAAAGAAGUUAACACGAACGACGAUCGUAAGAAUAACUCGUUAACUCGUUUACAAAAUACUUUUGACACGAUGCAAUAGCCGUACGUUUUUAUUCUUCGCAGACAGAAUGUUAUCGUAACGAAAUCACGCUUUUAUUCUUUUUUUAACGAAGCGACACAUGAUCUCUAACGUUUGUUUCCUUCUGAGAUGAUGUAUCAACGACACGAUAUAAACUUAAGAGCUUUCAGAACUUGAAGCGUAUUUAUGAAAAGCGUUUAAGCGAUUUGUUUUCGUCGCAACGUUUGUUGUAUACACUUCGUGUCCUCUGCGUAGGAAUGAAUUAUGCUUCCAAGCUAAGAAACGAAAGAAUGUAGAGAAAAAAAAAUGAUUGCAAUGGAGUUUAGCUAUAUGGCUCUGAAUGAGGCUCUAUAGUAAAUGUCAAUUUAGAAUUACAACUAAUUAACCUGUAAAUUUCUAAAUUUCCAAACUUCGAAAUUCUUGAAUCUCCAUAUUUCUAGAUCCUCAGAUUUUCAACGGGCCAUAUAAACGCGAGCCAUGUAGCGGGACUGCACUGUACCGAGUUUUGUUGAAACAAACGGUAGCUCGACGAAAUCAUAGGGUCAAUUUGGAAAUCCGACUUUACACUGUUAACUCGGCUCGUUGUGUAGGGAGAGUCUACUUGUUGUUUUGUACCUGAAAGCCUCUCGUAUCAAUUUCGAUGGUAACAAAAGAUGAAACGAUGAAAGAAACUAUAUAAAAAAAAACUCACUCAGGAAAAUGAAAUUCUAUAGGGUGUAAGGGCACCUUUGAUUCAAUGGAAAGAUAUAUAGAGAAGAGACACGAGUAAUCAGUGCAAAAAAAUAAAAAAUGGAAUCCUAGCUUAAGAGAGAUAAUUAACAAAGAAAAAAAAACAAAAAGAAAAUAUAAUGUUACUCCUAUCAGCUCAAUUUUGUUUUAAAAGUAUGAAAGCAAAAUAACGUUGAAAUUUUACAAGAUGAACGCGUUUUAAACAGAUUGAUAAAUAAUUCUUAUAAGAGAACUCUAUUUGCAUGAAAUCGAUGAUUUAGACCGUUUUUCUCAGUCGCUUCGGGUAUGAAAUCGUUUUUCAAGAUAAAUAUAAAUAUAUAUAUACAUAUGCUUAUAUUAGAACGAAGUGAAGAGAAAGAUAGGUAAUUAUAUGUAAUAUGGUAAACCUCGACGAGUUCAGUGAUGUUAUUAUAUGUUAUAAAUGUGAUUGACAAAUGAUUUUAUCUACUCGAUAGAAAUUUGGUAAUUGGAAAAUUUGAAAGGUUCGGAAUCUAGUAAUUUCAAAUUUUCAAAUUAAGAAAUUAACUACCUGUUAUGUACGAAUAAAAUUAUUUUGUAAACUGACUUUUAUAACAUCUGCGAAAGUCACUGAAAUCAACGAGGUUUCCCUAUUGUACAAUUACUGAAACGAAAACUAACGGAAAAAACAUAGUCUUAAUUUUACACGGUCUCGAUAAACUAUAUGCUAAAGUUGUCACAGCAUUUACUUACGUUUAAACACUUACCCCUAUGUACGAAUAUAUCUCGCACGCUGUUUAACCCGCGUCACUGUCAAUUUUUCAAAUGUGUAGUCACACGCUACUCUCUCUCUCUAUACAUAUAUAUGUAUAUAUAUAUUUUAGAGGGAAAUUUUGAUGUUCGAAUGACGGUGAAACGUCCGCAGAGUCGAUCGUUCGAAACAUUUUAAGAGGCCGUGAUGAUCUCUCCUAAACCGCGUAUUGUGAAGAACUUAUAUUAUAUAUGUAUACAUAACUACUUUGUGAUAUAAAACAAAGUCGAACGAUAGACUGUGUCGGACGGACGUAGAAGACUCUGGAGAGAAACGUGAGGGGAAAAUGUGCUGUGAAUAAUAGAAAUGGAAAUUAUGAAAGAAAGAAAGUGAAAAAUGAAUACGCGUCGAAUCAAAUUUCAUUUGUAAUUUAAGGCUGAUUUAUAUUAUUUAUUCGAAGUAAGCGUUUCUACUAAAAUACAUACAACUACCAGUUCCUUUUAAUUCACUACAUUUGAUAAAAAUUUGAUUCAGAACGAACGUCAGGUUUCUUGCGCCAAUUUUAUAUCGUUCAAUAUUUUUAUACGAGUUUAGAAAAAUUCUACAACAAUUUUUUUCGAUAGAUCGUCAACUAAACUAGUACAUAUUUGACGUUUUUAUUAAAUAGAUUAUUAUUUGUAAUACACGAUACAAACGUGGAAAAAUAACUCGUCUGAAAGAAUACUAUAAAUCAGCUUUGAAACGUUGUUUUGUUGAGCGACGAGGAGGGAUGUCAAUUGUUCACGUCAUCCACCGCAACUGUACAUAAAAAAGUAGUUAGAACGGUUUAUAUCGAGCAAACUGGGGAUGAAGGAACACGCGUUACGUGUAAAGUACGCGUAUUAAUUAGGUCCUAAUUGUUAGGAGUUUACGUGAUUGUUAAACGAGCGAUCACGAUCUUCUGUUUCUGCAAGAAUAUUUUUGCGUUAAAGGGGAACGAACGAUUCACUCGCGUUCCGCACAAUUUUUCGAUCAUGUUACUUAAAUAAUUUUUUUUACGAAUGAUUUUCUCGGUAUUAUACAUUUCGUAGCGAAUCAUGCGUGCGUGUAAGAACAUUUUUCUUUUUAUCAAUUUACCAAACGCGUCCCGUGUCGGAUUGAUUAUCAAUCGUUUGAUACUGUCGAUCAUUUUUUCGAUUUACUUUUAAAGCAAAGAGCAAGUAAAACAUAUUAUAAUUAUAAUUUUAUUAUAAUCAAGCAUUAUGAUGUAAUUAUUAAUGCGGAUUUGCCAUGAAUCUUUAAUUGUACAUGACACGGAACUCGAUCAUGCCAAUAUCUAUUCUCAAUUUCAUUUAUACAUCAUUGUUUCUAUUAUUAUUAUUACUAUUAUUAUUAUUAUUAUUAUUAUUACUAUAUUAUCAUAAAUAUCAUAGCGCUUUGACUAUCAGUUAUACUAGUAUACUCAUCGUUAAUUAGUUUAAUUCCGUUUAUUUGUAGCCUAUUAAAUAUUUAGUCGGGAACGAUUGUUUCUGUUUCUUUUUCCUUUUUCUUUUUUUUGGUUAUAGGAUUUAAUUUAUUGUACACUCGGAUGCAACGUAGGCUUCUUUUAGUUAAGAGUAAGAGGAGAAAUUUUAGGGAAAAUUCUGGGUGAAUCCUACGAGUACCGUAGAAGAUCCUAAAAAGAGAACCCUGGGAAAGUUGUAGAAAGUCUUGAAAAACCCCUAGGACAUUCUUGAAAGAAUCCUAAAAGAACGUUAGGGAGGCCCAAGAAACGAUUCUUGCAGAAUUCUAGAAGAAUCUAAAGAGAGCCUAAUCUAGCAACUUGUCGAACAAAAUGGCGGCAGUUGAGUCACCUGUUCUCUUACAAUUCUUAUCAAUUAAAGGAAGCCUAAUUUGUACGUGACCGUACGUAAAACACAUUCCCAAGCCACAGUUAAAAGGAGCAGAAGCGAAAAGAUAAAACAAACAAAAAAAAGAAAAGAAAGAAGAUAUAUAACAGAGUUUAGAGAGGAUUGCGUUUAAAGUAUUAGGUAGGAAGUUCGAAAAUUAUAGCGACGAGAAUUAAAUUAAAGAAUGUUGUGUACAUAGAUAUUGACUAUUGUAUAUGAUUAAUAUAAACCGCUUAUAGAUGUAAUGUAUUUUUUGUAGGGACCAUAAUAUAUAAACAGAACAAUAUGAGACAUGUUAGAAUGGUACCGAUAAGGGUGAUACAAGUACGAUUAGGGCGAUGUUUCGUGAAUUAAGAAAAGCAAUACGCGUUUGCUUGCGGGAGGAGCUGAGCGUGAAGAGAAGAGUGUCCUGAAAAUUAUGAAUUCAGAGAUAUAUUGUACAAGCUCACUAAACAAAAUUCUAGGUACACGAUAUCGAGUGUUUUCGAGUCUGCGAUCGGCGAUAAACAGUUACAUUUUCUUUGUGAAAUUCUCAGGAAAGACCUGGUUAUCUUUGUGUUCUUUAACACGGUCUUAACUGUGUCUUCUCUGCGAAUCGAAUAAUUUCUUUAAGAACAUUGAAGUUAAUUGCCGUUCAAGGCUGCUUGCGAACGAGGCCAUUAAUGGAAAUCAUUGUAAAUUAACGUGGUUUAAUUGUUCUGUUGUACUAAGAUUGUUUCUCGUUUAUUUAACAUUUUAAAGUUUGUAUAGUUUAUAGUCUUAAAUUUCUUUAUUUAAUGGAAAACAUUACAGUAUAGUAACUAAAUAAUAUUGUACAUUCGGGAGAGACAGCGAUAAAGAUAAUUUGAACGUUUCUAAAGUUUUCGAUUCAAAGACAACUUUGGUAGAAGAAAAACAGCCUUGAACGUGAAAUUCAUCUUCGAACCGUUAACGAAUGAAAUUCCUAGGAAGAGAUACUUCAUUUACAAAGUUAUAGAAUAUAAGUAGUUUCAUAUUCGCAGGACUACAGUUGGUCCCAAAAUAGUAAAAUGAAUUAUGUUGAAGCGUCAGUGACGACUGAAAGCAUUUUAGUCCGACUCCAGCAGUUUAUAAUGCGAUGCCAUUUCAUACAACACAAACAAACAAACAAGCACCCACAUGUACACAGUCGUAUACACCGUACGUCACUUUGUUACGAUUAUUGUAUAUCGAAUAUUGUACGAAUUCUCACAAAAUGAGAUCGCUUAAAUUUAAUCGACGAGAGCAAAUCACCUGAUCGAUGUGUUCGUUCAUCGAGGAGAAACGAUCAUUUUGAAUGAAAUUCAAAUUGAUGGAAAAAAUCACAUCGAUCUCGUUGUUGAUCAGUGUAACACUCGAAAUAAUAUGCCUUAAAAAAAGAAAUGUAAUUCAUAAGGAUCGCUGAUGAUGGUACAAGUGGCGAGCGGAAAUCAAUGGUGACGGACGAUCGUAAUUUGCGGAGACAGAGAAAUAUAUAUAAUAUAUAUAUAUAUAUAUACAUAUAUGCAUAUAUAUGUAUACAUAUAUAAAAUCAUGUUAGGUAUAAGUAAAUCUCGUAUCGUCGAUUGAUUUAUCGUUUACUCGAUAAUUUUUAAACUCUUGCAUAGAAAGUAUGCUGUGCGUGCGUGAACGAAAAGACACACCGUGUUUCGUUUCGUUUUUAGGCAGAACAUUCAUGUUUUCGUAUCGACGCGUGCGAAUCUCUUCCUUAGGUUCGAGAACGAACACCGGGUGAAUCGUUAAAAUAGUUUUUAUUUCAUUCUUCUUCUUUUUCUUUGACCCGGAGAUGGAAAAAACGACGAGCGUCGUCUUUUGCUCAUUCCGCUGGGUUCAAAACUUAACUUUUUUUCCUCUCUCAGAAGUAAGGCACAAACAAUGUAUUUACAAUGAAUAAAUGUUUUGAAAACUGUUA
Megachile rotundata (alfalfa leafcutting bee) is the source of this 11695-nucleotide messenger RNA. RefSeq names its product Organic anion transporting polypeptide 30B. The record is from RefSeq and is a predicted model, not a curated record. Gene Ontology annotation, biological process: transmembrane transport; sodium-independent organic anion transport. Gene Ontology annotation, cellular component: basolateral plasma membrane. Lineage: Eukaryota; Metazoa; Arthropoda; Insecta; Hymenoptera; Megachilidae. Gene Ontology annotation, molecular function: protein binding.